AUGGAUCCACUACAAGUUUCUGAGCAGGCCAAAGCUUCCUUGCAUCCUGUCGCUUCUCCCGAUGGCGCGUUUGUAGCCGCCGUGGCUGGCAACCGUUUACAAAUCCGCGCAGCCUCGUCGCUUUCCAUUGUCCGCAGCAUACCUUUGUCCACUGAAUACUCUGCCAGGAACCCGCCUGUCAUACGCUGGUCGCAAGCCACCAGCCGUCACGGUCUUCAUUUUCUAUUCGCCGACGAGCGCACCGUUCGCGUCUGGGACAUUACCGACUCUCGCUGGAAAGCCGUCAUUGACAAUGGCAGCGGUGGCAUGGGGAAGAUAUCGAACGUGGAGUUUGGCUCCUCACAGAACGAGGUUCUUGUUUUUUCCGACUUCGGGGCUCGGGUCACCGUGUGGUGCCUAAAGACUGGCCGUAGUGUGGAGAUUAGAGAUCCCAAAUACUACAGAGACUCGAGGGGAUAUGGAUACCGACCCCACGACCAGGUCUUUGCCCUCCUCUCCAGGGUUGGGCCACAGGACACACUGACCCUACAUGCACCCGGCACGUACUUCCUGCUCAAGACCGUCACACUGCCAAGCAGCGACGCUCAAGGCCUUCAAUGGAGUCCCGACGGGAAAUGGCUGGUCAUUUGGGACACUGCAAGCGUAGGGUUCAAGCUGUUUGUGUAUACAGCGGAUGGCCACCUCUACAGGACAUACAGCGGAGAUGAGGACGAGGAAAUCCGUGGACUGGGCAUCAAAAGCAUUGAGUGGAGUCCAAGAGGAGACUAUCUCGCAGUUGGCGGUUACAGUCAACGGGUGACACUGCUCAGCAUACGAACAUUCUCUCCGGCCGUGUUCCUAGACCACACGUCUGCCGUCCAGCUCUCGGCAGGCGAGGUUUGGCAGGAGCAGGUGUCCCCGAUGCGCGAGUAUACGUUGGUACCUCAGCCAGUCUCGCCGCCCGUUGCACAGGCCACCGCGGCGGAGACAGUUCCUAAGAUGGGCAUAUCUACACUUGCCUUCAACAUCAGCGGGGACCUCAUCGCCACCAGGGACGACUCUAUGCCAACAUGUGUAUGGCUAUGGGACUUGACGAGGCUUGUGGCGCGGACAGUUCUCAUACAGCAUGCGCCUGUCAAGAGUCUCUACUGGCAUACCAGCAUUCCAACUCUGCUUCUUAUUCAAUGCGUGCAAGAUGAUGCAAUCAUCUACCUGUGGGAUCUGGGGAGGGAAGGCGCAAGAGUAGUCAAUGUGCCGUUUGAGAAGCCGACCGGCAAGUUGGAGGCCCAGUGGCUGCGUUAUGGCGCAGAAAGGCGCCCGUCCUUGGUUCUUGGCAACUCCCAUGGCUUUGUGACGGUGUGGCCGGACGGCAAAGACGCCAUGCUGAAAUUCAAGCACUCUAGCAGCCGUCCUGGCACGCCUGGCAGCACGGAUGAGGGCGAAGACUCGCUAUAUAACAUAUUGACGGGCCGCACGCCAGUGCCUGCGCUGAAAGACUCAGGGUCUCUUGAAGAUCAUGAGAACUCUGCCGAGAGUACAGUGCUGGAGGACACCUUCCUCGGAAAGAGGCACCUAAGGGACCCGCUGCAAGAUUCCGAGUGCUUCUGA
Molecule: messenger RNA, 1587 nt
Organism: Diplodia corticola
Lineage: Eukaryota; Fungi; Ascomycota; Dothideomycetes; Botryosphaeriales; Botryosphaeriaceae
Product: wd40 domain protein
Exons: 3
Coding region: 1-1587 (528 amino acids)
Biological process (GO): mitotic sister chromatid segregation; microtubule anchoring at mitotic spindle pole body; protein localization to mitotic spindle pole body
Cellular component (GO): microtubule organizing center; mitotic spindle; MWP complex
Molecular function (GO): protein binding
Source: RefSeq, a predicted model, not a curated record